Cornus florida is the source of this 1769-nucleotide messenger RNA. RefSeq names its product probable glycosyltransferase At5g25310. Bases 81 to 1469 code for a protein of 462 amino acids. Gene Ontology annotation, molecular function: glycosyltransferase activity. Lineage: Eukaryota; Viridiplantae; Streptophyta; Magnoliopsida; Cornales; Cornaceae. The record is from RefSeq and is a predicted model, not a curated record. The transcript is spliced from 8 exons.
UCCACAUCAUCUUCUUCCCCACUUUCGAGUUGCGAACCAAAACGAUCCUCCUCUUCCGUCACACCUCAGUCUCACUGAGAAUGGGAAGCUUAAACAACAACAAGAACAGACCAUUCUUAUCACACCACCAGUCUCCGUGCACCCGAACCCACCAGAUUGGUGCCCUAGCCCUAAUCGCGACUACCUUCUUCAUCACCAGACUCUUCGACCAAUCAUCACUCGCUUCCUGCAACUACUCCUCCUCGUUCAAUGGCCAAACCAGAUCCCAAAUCGGCGUCGUCCGAUUCGACAACAACGAAGGUUCCAUUUCGUGGCCCGAACGAGGGUUCGGGUCCCACCUCUCCCUCAAGAUCUAUGUAUACGAUGAGCUGGAGAUCGACGGCCUCAAGACCUUGAUGUAUGGUCGGGACGGCAAGAUCUCUGCUGAUUCUUGCAUCAAAGGACAAUGGGGCACUCAGGUUAAGAUACACAGAAUGCUUUUACACUCGAGAUUUCGAACAAGAAAGAAAGAGGAAGCAGAUUUGUUUUUUGUACCAACUUAUGUUAAAUGUGUUCGUAUGAUGGGUGGUCUGAAUGAUAAAGAAAUUAACCAGACGUAUGUGAAGGUGUUAAGUCAAAUGCCAUAUUUUAGGCUUUCUGGUGGACGCAACCACAUAUUUGUCUUCCCAAGUGGCGCUGGAGCCCACUUGUUCAGAUCCUGGUCAACAUAUAUGAAUCGUUCCAUAAUUCUUACUCCCGAGGGGGAUCGAACAGACAAGCGAGACACAAGUGCUUUUAAUACAUGGAAAGAUAUCAUCAUCCCCGGAAAUGUUGAUGAUGGGAUGACCACUCAUGGUGCCAGGUUGGUCCAACCUUUGCCUUUAUCAAAGAGGAAAUAUUUGGCAAACUUUUUAGGUCGAGCACAAGGUAAGGUGGGUCGCCUUCAAUUGGUGGAGCUUGCAAAGCAAUUCCCAGAAAAGUUGGAAUCUCCAGAGUUGAAGUUCAGUGGCCCUAACAAGUUGGGGAAGGUCGAAUAUUUUCAACACCUCCGCAAUGCCAAGUUCUGUCUAGCUCCGCGUGGCGAGUCAUCAUGGACCCUUCGCUUUUACGAGUCCUUUUUUGUGGAGUGUGUCCCAGUUAUCAUAUCAGAUCAUGCAGAAUUACCUUUCCAGAAUGUUAUUGAAUACACCCAGAUAUCAAUCAAAUGGCCGUGGAAUCGUAUAGGUCCCCAGCUUUUGGAGUAUCUAGAAUCAAUACCAGAUGAGGACAUAGAGAGGAUGAUAGCCCAUGGUAGACAGGUGAGGUGCUUAUGGGUUUAUGCUCCUGAAUCAGAGCCCUGCUCGGCGUUUAAUGGAAUCAUGUGGGAACUUCAGAGGAAAGUGAGGCAAUUCCACCAGUCAAGUGAAACAUUCUGGCUUCACAAUGGAUCUACAGUGAACAGAAACUUAGUAGAAUUUAAUCAAUGGAAACCUCCCACGCCCUUACCUUGAACAUGCUGGAGAUGAUCGUCUAUUGUUAACAGUAUUGUGUUUGCAUUAACCAUGCUUUAGAUCUGUCUGAGUCAUACCAUUUUUUCCAAUGCUACAAUUUGUAGAGAUUUUUUUUUAGGUGUACAAUCUUGUGUAUACAGACAUCAAGAAUUGGAACUGUACUCUGUAGCUGAUCUUAUUUUUGCUUGCCCACAUGUUACUCUAAUUUACAGAUUGUCUGUCCGAAAACGUUAAAUGUCUCUUCUAUUCGAUCUUUCAUUUUAAUAUUGGGUAAAUUAUACUCACACCUUCUAAGGUUUC